This is a messenger RNA of Aspergillus clavatus NRRL 1, 1011 nucleotides long. RefSeq names its product F-box domain protein. Gene Ontology annotation, molecular function: protein binding. The transcript has 7 exons. NCBI's taxonomy places the organism in Eukaryota, Fungi, Ascomycota, Eurotiomycetes, Eurotiales, Aspergillaceae. The record is from RefSeq and is a predicted model, not a curated record. The coding region runs from base 1 to 1011 and encodes 336 amino acids.
AUGGGGCACAUACUGCGCGAUCUGCUGCGGUUGUUUCUCGCAGGAGAACGUGCAUGCCGACUCGCCUCGGACGCAGAGAGCGACGACGGCUACGAUGCCGAGGUCCUGGCGCAGAGCGGCGAUCUCACCUGGUUGGAGGACCUGUACGCGUUCGGGUAUAAUCCGCAGGCAGCCGGAGGAAAGAAGACGUUCAUUACGGGUCCGGGCGUUUGCUCGCCUUGGGGAGAGGUUGAGCUUUCGCCGGCGGAUGCUCCGGACUCCUCGUUUCGCAACCGCGAGUCCCCAGUGACAAUCCCUGCGUAUCACGACUGGUCCGGCGAAUUCACCGACAUGCCGUCCGUCUACCCUGUGCAUCAGGCCUGUUUCAACGAUCUGCUUCGUCGGUGUCUCGCCGGCUCGCCUGAUGGGGAGAUCGACGAGGAUGUGUUGUUCAGGCUGCGCACGGACCGCGAUCUGAAGGUGGAUUAUGGGCUUCCGAGUCCGCCGCGGGAGCAGUUCUGGGAACGGCAGCAGGGGCAUGAGGCGGUUGUAGCGAAUCCGGUGGAGAUUCCACAGCUUGUUGAUGUGAUGGGGAGGCUACGGUGGCUUUUUUCGGUGGAAGAAGAAGAGCAGCAAGGACUUGAAGCGGCUGGAUGUCUUCCCAGUGACCCGUUCUAUGGUCUGCCCGAUGAUAUACGGCUUGCGAUAUUCGAAAACCUCCCGAUGACGUCGAUACUGGCUGUCCGGGUUGCGUCUGGGGCGAUGCGCUCGUCAGCGAUCUUACCAAAAUGGUGGGGAAGAAAGAUCCGAAUUGAAAGGCCCUGGUGUUGGGAGCUGCACGCUGUCAUCCCCGCCGUGCCGACAGCUCCGGCUACCCGCCUUUACGGGAUAUUUGUUGACAUUGACGACAAGAGCACCUACGAUGAAACCUCCAACUGCUUCUGGGGAGGAUUGGUGAACCGACGCAGGAUCUGGAGUGUCUGCGAAGAAAUCAAAACAGUGUAUUAUCAGCAACUCGCAGAGCAAACAUGA